GGAAGAAAGCGGCGGAGACAGAAGAUAUUGCAAAGUUGAAAGCUCAGAUCGAGAUGUUGUGUAAGCAAAAAGAACCUGUUGUAGAGAAGAAGAAGAGCAUGGAUGAAGAUGAAACUGCGCCUGCUGAAGCUGAGGAUUGAUGAGCUACAGAAGACUCGCGAUGUUGCAAGCACCUCCACUGAGGUUAGUAACUCAGACGAAAUUAUUCGCCUUCGACGCAAACAGGAGGCUGUAAAAAUCACCAUGGAGAAGCGCUUAGCUACACUUGAAGAGGUUAUCUUGGCCCUCCAGAAACAGUGUGAGGUGGCCGAAGCCAAUGCUGAAGUCUGGCGUAACGAAGCUUUACGACCGGGAAACAAGCGAGGUUCCGUCGCUGUGGGACAAACUCCGAGCACCGAGGCUCGUGUUCGGCCAAGAACCACACCAAUGGUAUCUCCUCACGCUACCGGAAGAGUGGAUCAGCGACUGAAGGAGCUGGUUAAUCACAACAAGCAGGAAGUCGAACUUCUCAAGGAGAUGAGGUUUAGGGAGGUUAAUGGGCGUAAGGAAUCUGAGAAGGGAGUGGAACGACUGAAAGAAGAAAUGGCACGUCUGCAAACCUGUCUCAUACAAGGGACAAACUUACGUAAGAAGAUUGAUGCCGCGGCACAUGCGUCGACAGCGAAGAAGAAGCCUGCUGAAGCGUCACCGGUGAUUCUGGUUAGCCAUCGAGAAGCAACUCUAAGAGCGACCAGAAGGGAAUUGCGUAAUUUGAAGAAAGAUGUUGUUCGUCAUUUAUGCGAAGAGGAGGGAGUUACUUAUACUACCCUUGAUGCAGCGAAGGAAGCGGUGGCACAGGCAAGGGCGGAAAAGGCCAUGAUCGACGACGAAUUGAGCAAAGACCUAGGUAAGUCUGAUGAUGUGGUCAAAGUUACUGAUGCGGACGAAGCAUUAAGCAAAGAUGGGGGGAGCAAUUCGGCAGAAUCUUAGGGUCAUCCCCCGGCGCGGCUUGGUUAUGGAGACUGUUCAUUAUUUGUUUUCGUUUACGAGCCGAGAAUGUCGUGUGGUUGCACUGCAAGGAAUUGAGUUGUCUGGUGCGCUUCGUAGUGUGUUGUCUUAUUUUCCUUGGGUUGAUCCCGUGGUACAGUAGAUUAUUUGGCUAUGUUGCAGAGGUUUUUUCUUCCUCACGAACGCUUGGAGUUGAUGCGUGGGAGGGACCAGUCGUAUAUGCGUUUGUGUCGCCCUGGUUUAAGCAUACGUACGUCGGCAUUACUAGUCGGGAUUUGCACAGUCGAUAGAAGGAACAUGUGUACAGGAGUCAUAGCAGACAGGCGUUGGAGAAUGGUAAACGAAAUGAAAAGUUGUAUCAGUGGUUGCGACGUUGUGGUAUUUCAAGUUAUCUUAUCGUUCUAUUGUGUUGUUGUGAGAGUAAAGAUUUGACGAUUAC
Molecule: messenger RNA, 1426 nt
Organism: Chara braunii
Lineage: Eukaryota; Viridiplantae; Streptophyta; Charophyceae; Charales; Characeae
Source: the annotation of a GenBank genome assembly